This is a messenger RNA of Lentinula edodes (shiitake mushroom), 2155 nucleotides long. RefSeq lists its product as uncharacterized. The record is from RefSeq and is a predicted model, not a curated record. NCBI's taxonomy places the organism in Eukaryota, Fungi, Basidiomycota, Agaricomycetes, Agaricales, Omphalotaceae. The transcript has a single exon. The coding region runs from base 37 to 1860 and encodes 607 amino acids.
CAAAUUCUGUGCGUUUCUUCAUCCCACUACAUAGUCAUGGCUCAAUAUCUUUCCCGGCCUCAAAUCGAAGGUUUCGGAAUAUGGCUCGACAAAGCCGAAAAAUUCUUCCUUAAAAAAAGGAUAUCCAGGCUGGAGAAUCAUAUAGAUGGUCUUGAUGAUCAGCUAGACGAGCUCAAACGUGCGUACGAGGCUCGUAGAACCCCUUUACUACAAGAAAGAGCAGCGAAACUCUAUGAACAUAACUCGGUCGUGAAUCUCCUUGCUCCCAUCCGUCGACUUUCGCUAGAUGUACUCUCUGAAAUUUUUGAACAAGCCCUCUUCUCGGAGGAAGACGCGCGAAUUCAAGUUCGCCUCCUAUGUCGCUUUUGUCGUGUUUCUGCAGCUUGGAGAAAGGCUGCAAUAGCGACACCCAAAAUUUGGUCCAUACUAUACUUUGACAUCGAUAGGUACCCAGAGCUAGUGUUUGAGGAGGAUGUCAGUUGGAUCAAAGAUUGGAUCUGUCGAAGUCGAGGUCUUCCGUUAAACGUUCACCUGAACCUUUCUACGGAACUCUUGGACCCUGUGCCCUCAGAAUGGACUGCGAGAGCAGGUCAAAUUCUGGAGUACGUUUUGGAACCCCAGUGUCGAAGUCGAAUUUGGACUCUAGGUUUGCACGGCGACUUGAAACCGUAUCUCCCCCUUCUCAACCUACCACGCGACUCUUUCACAGGCCUUGAAAACCUGACCAUCGCUUCCACGUCAUAUAGAGAGCGAAACCCGUCCGAAGAAGUUGCAUAUCUAUUUCCUCGCCAGGUUCAAACAUUUAUAGGAGCAUCCAAAUUACGCCGUCUAACCGUCCAAGAGUUUAAUGAUUCAGCAAACCCUUCUCUAUCCCUCUUAGACGUAUUUGUGCUUCCAAUGGAACAACUACGCUCUUUAACAAUCGCCGACAGGCCGGAAGUCUCUUCAAGCGUUUACGCAAGCAUAUUCAACCAGGCCAAGAAUCUCAUCGACCUGAGAUUCUGUGACACCCCAAGUCGUUACGCUCUCUAUCCCGGCUUCUCCGAGACCACAUCUUUUGUGUUUCCUGCAUUACGCUCACUCGAAAUAUCGUCCCGCGAAAUCGUCGCUCAUCGUUUAUCCUUCCUACAAUGUCUUACCGCACCUUGUCUCGACCAGUUGACCAUUCGUCACUCUGGCUACCAUCUUGGCCACUGUUGUACGGACAUCAAAGCGUUCCUGCAGCGUUCUAAUACUACAUUGUCUUCGUUGACCCUACAUCAGUUUAGCGAUGAAUGGGGGUCUGAGGUUAGUGCAGACUUGAUCGCGAUCCUGCGAGUGCUCCCUACUAUCACCUCCUUCAGAAUUGAUUCGUGUCUGUUCAAUUUGGAUGAACUGCUAGAGAAAAUGGUCUAUUCCAGCUACCAAGGAUCCGCGCUCCUACUUCCAAAACUCACACACUUCGAAAUCAGCUAUGAAAAAGAUAUUGAAAACUGGCCCUGGAAGUUAACGGAGAUGAUUUUUUCGCGGGCAGAUGCUGCUGAGAAAGGUGAGGUGGCAGAAACUCCGGAUUGGGGCAGCACCGAAAUAUCUCGAUUACAAAAAGUGACUUUACAUGGGCUCAAUGGUCCAGAUAAAGACAUUGCUCGAAUUUCAUCAUUGCUUGGCUUAGGGUUUAUAUAUAAGAAGAAAGAGCAGGAUUCUGAAUCGAAGUCCCUACUUGGGUUCGCAGAUUUACCGGGGGAAAAGAAAGAAGAAGAGGAUGAAGAUAAAGAAGAGGGGGAUGAAGAAGAGGGGGAUGAAGAAGAAGAUGAAGACGAAGACGAUGAUGACGACGAAGAAAACAUGUUCAAUGAUCCAUAUUGGUCAUCAGACUCCUGACAACUUUGUACUCUGAUCUUCUGUAGGAAAUCUACUUUCUAAACCCCUUGUCGUUGUAUCACUCAUCAAUGAAGAUGAGCAAAUUGUACUAACUAGAUAGGCAGAUGUUACAUGGAAAUGCUUCAGUAUACUAUUAUUAUCAGUUGGAAGUCCUUGUCCUCCCAUCAUUAUCCUAGGUGACAUACAAAUUUUUGCCUGACAUUCAUGAUUAUAGGAGAUGGUAAUCUUCUUUGGUUGGGCCUCUGGGGUCGUUUUUGGGAACGUCACCGUCAGAACGCCAUCGUUCAUCGAGGCU